Trichomycterus rosablanca is the source of this 2050-nucleotide messenger RNA. RefSeq lists its product as uncharacterized. NCBI's taxonomy places the organism in Eukaryota, Metazoa, Chordata, Actinopteri, Siluriformes, Trichomycteridae. The coding region runs from base 22 to 2028 and encodes 668 amino acids. The transcript has 11 exons. The record is from RefSeq and is a predicted model, not a curated record.
CUGAAGAGGACAGUUGUGAAAAUGAGCUUCUCGUGGUUCUUUUGGCCGAUACGCCGCCGCCGGUUUUCGGACCGCUCGGACCAGGCAGAGCCUGAGGAUCAAACCCAGAUUAAUGAACAUAAGAAAGAAAAGAAGAAGUGGAGCAAGAAAAUAUGGAAGAAUAUUUUUAGGAAGAAGAGUAAGAAGGAUGAUGAAGAAAACCUGCAGGAGGGAGCUGGAGAAGACAAGGUUCUCCAGAAGCCUGAGGAAGAUGGUACUGGUGUGGAGUCAGCCAAUGCUGAGAACAUUUCUGCUGGAACUGUGAAAAACUGGAUGCUGGGUGAGCCUGAGAUGAUGAUUAACCAGCAUCACAGAGAGAACAAGAUGCUUCAUGGAGUGGAUGCUGAAGCCAAGGCUGAAGUGAUGAACGUGCAGACUGAGGACAUCACCCAGGAUGCUGAAAAUAAAAUAAUCAUCAAAGCUGAGAAUGGAGAGAAUGUCGUGAGCUGCCGCCGGUUUUCGGACCAGGCAGAGCCUGAGGAUCAAACCCAGAUUGAUGAACGUAAGAAAGAAAAGAAGAAGUGGAGCAAGAAAAUAUGGAAGAAUAUUUUUAGGAAGAAGAGUAAGAAGGAUGGUGAAGGAAACCUGCAGGAGGGAGCUGGAGAAGACAAGGUUCCACAGAAGCCUGAGGAAGAUGGUACUGGUGUGGAACCAGCCAAUGCUGAGAACAUUUCUGCUGGAACUAUAGAAAACUGGAUGCUGGAUGAGCCUGAGAUGAUGAUUAACCAGCAUCAGAGAAAGAACAAGAUGCUGGAUGCUGAUGUGGAUGCUGAAGCCGAGGCUGAAGCUCCUACAAAAGUGAUGAACGUGCAGACUGAGGACAUCACCCAGGAUGCUGAAAAUGAAAUAAUCAUCAAAGCUGAGACUGGAGAGAACGUCGUGAGCCGUCGCCGGUUUUCAGACCAGGCAGAGCCUGAGGAUCAAACCCAGAUUACUGAACGUCAGAAAGAAAAGAAGAGGAGCAAAAAAAAGAGGAAAAAUGAUUAUAGGAAGAAGAGUAAGAAGGAUGGUAAAAGAAACCUGCAGGAGGGAGCUGGAGAAAACAAGGUUCUCCAGAAGCCUGAGGAAGAUGGUACUUGUGUGGAGCCAGCCAAUGCUGAGAACAUUUCUGCUGGAACUAUUAAAGACAUCCAGGAACCAAAGAACUUUUUGCUGGAUGAGACUGAGACGAUUAACCAGCAUCAGAGAAUGAACGAGAUGCUGGAUGCUGAAGUGGAUGCUGAAGCCGAGGCUGAAACUCCUACAAAAGUGAUGAACGUGCAGACUGAGAACAUCACCCAGGAUGCUGAAAAUGAAAUAAUCACCAAAGCUGAGAAUGGAGAGAACGUCGUGAGCCGAGACGAUCCUGGUUCUAACACUGAUGAUGCUUUCAAGAGAAAGAAAAAGACCAGGAGAGGAACUCGAGGACGAGAACGAAAAAUGAACUACAAAAACAACAACAACAACAUAGAUGAGGUGGAAAACGAGAUCCCGGGUGGGACCAACACUGGAGCUGAAGCUGAAGCUCAGACAGAAAUGACGGAGGCUGAGAAAAUCUUCACAAAGCUUCAGAUAAUUGAUGAGGAGCAGUUUGAAGGCCUUAUUAGAGUCAUGAAGAACCUGUUGGAGCAGAAAAUGAUUAGUAGGCAGAUUCUGGAAAAACAGAUUGCUGACAUGGAGUCCAGUAACAAACGCAACAAUGCUGGACUGUUGAUGAAUAGAGACAAUAUCAAGCCUCCUCUGGAUGGAGAGAACGUCAUAAACCGAGACAAUCCUGCUAAUAACACUGAGGAUCCAUGCAAGAAAAAGACCAGGAAAGGAAGACGAGGACGAAAAUGUAACAACAAAAAGAACAACAAAGAAGAUACAAGCACUUCAGCUUUUAAAGAUCAGACCAAUGCCAGUGAAGCUACAGCAACCAUUCAGAUCUCCAAAAAGACCAAACCAAGACCCAGGACGAGACCAAAUGAAGAAAAGAUGAUUUUGAAGAACACCAGUGUUAAAAACUAAUAAAAAACUCUUUCUGCAAUAA